CCUCCCACGUCCUAUAUGCGAGAGAGGGCGAAAGGGAGAGAGAGAGAGUCUGCUGUGGUGGUGUUGGAAAUCGGACGACAUGAGCUCUACGUGAAGCGUGUAAAAUGCUUUAAGACGCUUUCGGCGUUUGUCUUUCAUCCGUCUGAACCAAGGACGAGCCUGAAGCGGAGCUAUACUUCACGACCAGGUGUAACACUGUCUUAAGCCUGAGGGGGGCAGAAUGCCGGAGCAGAGCAACGACUAUCGUGUGGUGGUGUUCGGGGCGGGUGGAGUGGGAAAGAGCUCCUUGGUCCUGCGCUUCGUGAAGGGCACUUUCAGGGACACCUACAUCCCGACAGUGGAGGACACCUACCGCCAGGUGAUCAGCUGUGAUAAGAGCGUGUGCACCCUCCAGAUCACCGACACUACAGGGAGCCACCAGUUCCCAGCCAUGCAGCGCUUGUCCAUCUCUAAAGGCCACGCCUUCAUCCUGGUCUACUCCAUCACGAGCAAACAGUCCCUGGAGGAGCUCAAACCCAUUUACCAACAGGUCUUGGCCAUAAAGGGCAAUGUUGAGGCCAUCCCCAUCAUGCUUGUGGGCAACAAGAGCGAUGAGACCCAGCGAGAGGUGGAGACCAAGGAUGGGGAAGCCCAGGCUAACCAGUGGAAGUGCGCCUUCAUGGAGACGUCGGCCAAGACCAACCAUAACGUAACCGAGCUCUUCCAGGAGCUCCUCAACCUGGACAAGAAGAGGAACAUGAGCCUCAACAUCGACGGCAAGCGCUCGGGGAAGCAGUCCCGUGCCGAGAGACUGAAGGGCAAAUGCAGCGUAAUGUAAAUCCAGGCGAGUAGGAGACUGGAGGUGGAGGCGAGAGAGGAGGGAGGAAAUACAGAGAAAAAGAGAAAAAUAAGAAAGGAGAGAGAAGAGAGACUCACUACAUGUAUCACUCAGAGAAAAACGUCUGGAAGGCAACAGGAAUCUCAUCAUCCACAUCCUCCUGACUGGUGCAUUCGCAAACACAAAUCAGCAGUUAUUUUGAAAUCAUACAGGAUUUCAGUUUGAAGCAUUACAUCCAUGUGCAUUCUGCUAAAAGGAGGGAUGAGGGGGAGUUGCGCAGAAUAUUGAGAAGCAAAUUUGAAACAAGAAGUGCGUGUCACAGAUGAUUUACCUGUGGACGUCCGCCAUAGUCGGACAGUGUGGGUGUGGGCUUUUGCAUCAUCCAAGUGCCACAAAGCAUGGCCGAGGAGCUCAUCAAGACCUUGGACUGCAAUAGAAAGACCACAGGCACCAGCACCCCUUGAAAAAAGACUGAAGGUUUCUGAUCUACACAAAACAUUUAGUGUCCUCUCUCACUUCUACACCCGCCCCUCCUGCCCUGCUCAGCUCACACCUUAAGUCCCCCUCGUCCUCCCAGCACCCUCAUCCUACGCAUACCCCCCAUACUAUAACAAAUAUAGAGAAAUGUAAUGUAUAUGUAACAGAGUCGACACAGUUAGUUAAGCUCACUCAUCUGGUAGAAACACUAUCUUAAGAGACUGAGGUGACCGUCGUGCUAGAAAGCACAGGUUUGAGACUGCUAGCAUGAACAACACGCAUCACAGCAGCAAAACAUACGACCCAGCUACAUCCCAGAGCCACUCCUGGGGACUCUGAUGUAUAUAAACAUGGGAUACUUAAAUAUAUUCCAAUUAUUUUACACAUGUCCUGCCCAAACAAGUAAAUCAGUCACAGGAGUAUGGUUUAGUUAGCUUAAAAUUGUGGCUAGAGGACAAAUCUUCUCAUCAUAACCAUCCCUCCUGAAAAAUGAAAAAGACCAUACUUUACCUUUAUCAACCUCUCGUUAUGUUGAAAACUCAUCUGCAAACUCUCUAAAUGUCCUCAUCUGAAGUGGAGAAACAUCCAGCGGCAGGGUACACACACGCUACUGAUACGACGCAACAAUCCUUUUAAGACUCUCAUCUAGUGUAGAAUCACUCUGGAUGAAAAGAAGAUGGACUCUCAUCAAAAUAUGAAACAGAAAUACAAGUCUGCCUUGAGGAUGAUACUCUUGGAUAAUCAUUUGCCAAGCUGGUAAGACAAAAGCGAACGGGAAUGAUAUUUGGUUUUGAGGUUGUGAAUGUCAGUUUGCUUUGGCACUUUUCAUGUGAAAGUUCCCUUCCUUUUCCUUUUUCCCUUGUUUAUUUACUUUAUGAUGCUCUUUAAAUUCAUGUAAAAGUUCUUUAAAAAAAAACCCACCUUAAACAAAAAGCACAGAGGGAAAGAUAAAUAAAUAAGGGAUGGAUGUAAAAUGCUCCAUGCAGAUCAUUCAAUGCGUUUCCUCUUUGAUUGGUUUGGUCACAUUACCUGUCAUACGCUCAUGCAGGCACCGGUAAAUGGAAACAGAAUGGGUCUCACGCACGUACACACAACAUCACACAGACAGCACGCGCACAAAUGCCUUCAUGCAAUUGUCUAAAAAAGUUAAUCUGAGUAACAAAAUUGACUAAAAAAUUACAGGGCUCACUCAGCCUAAAUGCCCUCACAUUGCACUUUAUACCAUAAACACACACACACACCCACACACACACAACUGUAAUUUGUCAUAUUCUUUUGCCUAUAUUAUGCAUUCUCUGCUUAACACAGAAUAUCCUCCUGGAGCCAUUAAAUAGCUCCACUGUAUGUCCAAAGUGCAUGUAUACACCCUUUUUUUCAUGCAGGAGCUCUGAAAACUGUACACAGUGUACACAGGACAGCCAAAAGCACAAUACUUUUUUACCGACAUAUCGUUUUGUACAUUUGUUUGUAUUUCUUUUUUGUAUAUUGUUUCUUUCUUUUUUGUCUUCUUUGUGCGAUUUUCAUCUUUCAAUAUUUAUUCACCAGUCCUGAACAUAGAGGAACAAUCACAUCAUGAUCAUAGGUAGCUCUCCGUCUCGAUGUUAAGGUGUUUUAAUUGUCCCGUUACAUGGCACAAUGAGGUUGUGGUUCUGCUGAACAACAGGGUACCGUGAUGUGACCGGUUAGCUGUGGUCAUGAAGCGUGUAAAAGUGGCGUCACCCCACAGGAUUGUAGCUCGUAGGACGCAGAGGAGGGUCAGAUUAUUUUGUCCACAUUUCUCCAUCUCUCAGGCGGUUUUUAACAACAAUCUGGGUGGAGUAUAAUCUACGCCUGUACUAUUAUACCCGAAGACACAGAUAAUGCCCCUUUUAACUAUGUGUAAAUCUCUCUGGAAAAAAAGAAAAAGCACAGCAACUGUUUUCCUCUGUCCCCUUCUCUGUCUUUAUGUGUGCAGCAGAAUCAACAACUGGGCACUUUAGGGUGACAUUUUACUUGAAGACUUGCUUAUUAAUCAGCAAUGCCUCAUUUAUAAGCACCAUGUAAAAUGUCCCUCCCGCAUCAUUCACGCCCCCACAUAAAAACUACUUAAAAUGUGUAGUUUUUGUAAAUAAGCAUUAUGGUAGUUGAAUUAAAUAUUUAUAAGAGCUUCAAGUAAGAUGUUACCCAUGUAAAGAAAAACUGUACCCGCUGUCUUUCUGGGAAUAAGUCCUUUAUAAUCAGGAAAUGUUACAGUAGGAAGUUUGAUGUUGCUAUGUACUGUAAUAUACAGCUUAAUAAUGAUGCUCAUGAUAUAUUGUAUUUGACACAUCAGAUCUAUCAAUCAGAUAAUACUAGCAAAAUGUGAAUAUGUAACUAAAGGUUCCACUCCAUGGCUGUUACUUUUUUUAUUUUGAGAGCUGAAUGAAUCUGUUGUUAUCGAUGUGUUGUACUUUGCACUAACGUGAGGUCCUGUUAAACUCAAAAAUCUGCAUUGUAAACGUACCCUUUACCUGUUAGAUGCCAGGAAUGCUCACUCGUACAUUUUCUUUUUUUCUCUCCAUACAGUUGUAUUUGCAUUUGUUUCAGCCUGUAAAGAUACCAGAAGGAUGGAGUGAUUUCUGUCAUGUACCUACCUGAUGUGUCCAUCUAAAGGUUACAAAGUAAAAACAUUUUAGUAAAAACAACCCACAAAAGCUGGAAAAUAUCUGUACAACUAUCAGACAAUUCGGGUCUGAUCUGAUGUGUAGCUACCGGCAGCGGUGAUGCACACGCUGCAUAAAUACGAUCUUGACGCGUGUGCUUGCUUCACGCAAACGCUAGAUUGCGAGUGCAUGUUUGUGCAAUCUGUUGUUCUUCUAUGGUCUACAGGAGACUGCCGUUGCUCAUGUUCCUGCGUGGAAUAUGAUACAGCAGGGAGGGAAAAAAACGAGACACCGUGCAAGAGCAGUAUGGACAACAAGCUGGGGCGAGAGAGGGAGCUUUGCUGUUCAUAGAAAUAGUGUAAAAAUGUGGGCCAUGGCCUGUAUAGGAUUCAAAUGUGCUUGCAUGUGGGGGGGUGUGCAUGGGAAGUGUGCAAGCGUCCAUCGUGUUUUGGGCUGUGUGAAUUAAACGCUGGCAUGAAUCAGGACAGACACCUCUGCUCCCGUCCUCCCAUGGCUUGUCUCAUCUCAUUUGUCAAUGAAACAUAUUCACUGUCUGUGUCUGUAUGCGACCAUGAGUGCAUCCAUGUACAUGCGCAAUCAGCCACCUAUUUGCAUCCUUUCACUCGUGUUUGCACGAGUGUGUAUGUGUGCAUGUUUGUGUGCUGUUGUUGUACCAAAUGUCUGUCAGAUAUUUGAAGCUUUCCUGUGGAGAAUGCCUACACAUUUCUGCAUGAGUCAUCCCGCACUGCUCAAACACACCACUAUAACCACACACACACACACACACACACACACACACAAAAGCACAUAAAACAGGCAUGGAGGCAAAAUAGAUCAGUUGCACACACUUAUACACACAUGUUACAUUCACACAGGCCUUGUCAGUGAAACCUAAUUUGCUCACUGGCUGUUUUUCUGCUCUGAGCUUAGCACUACUUCUCCAUAUAUCAGCUGUCCGCCCCCUGAAAACCUAAGUUUGUUUCACAUUCAUCCCUCGGAUUUAUUUUAUUUUAUUUUUAUUUGUGUGUGUGUGUGUGUGUGUGUGUGUGUGUGUGUGUGUGUGUGUGUGUGUGUGUGUGUGUGUGUGUGUGAUGUAUGUGUGAUUAUUGUGAGUCGGUUGCACUUGAACAGACUCUGCUCACAUCUGAUUGUAGAUAGUUGUAAAUAGUGUUCAAAGGACUUAAUAUUUCAGAGAUGAGAGAGGAGGGUGUGCAGAGGGAAGGAUGCUGUGUUGGGAAGGUGCUGUCGCCUGCGUUUCCUUCUUCUACUCAAAGCAUCCAAAGUGUGCUUCAAUUGCAAUGCAAGAAAAACAGUUAAUUGACUUUAAAUGAGGAAAACUAUGGAGGCCCAGAGUGUUCAAUAUUAGAUUAAUUAAGUAAAAUGUUGUAAAAUUAAUAAUCAUAUAUCUAAAUAAAUAUAUAAUUUAUAAUAUAACAAUGAAAUUGAAAUAAUCCAAUAAAUGUUUGAAAUCCAGCUAUUAUUAGUAGUAAGUGGGUAAUUUCUUUUUAUUUAAUUCAGCAUUUUCUAUUUCCAAAUGUCAAUUUUACAAAGUGUGUUUUUUAAUUUGUUAUUUUCAUCCCUGGGCAUUUAUUUUAACACCACUUUUCAUCAGUCUUUGUCCGUCAAGCAUUACAAACAGGCUAAAACCAGUCAUAUGAUUGGCUGUUUGUCUAAUCAAACCAAACCAGCAGUCACAUAACAGAAUCUUCGUUGUUUGUUGUGAUGGAAAGUGACAUUAUAAAAUAAACAGCCAGUGGUAAAAUGGCAUUGUGAAAUUAAAAACUUUGGAAAAAGGACAUUUUGAAAUAAAUAUUGCCUGAAUGAAAUAACAAAAUUCAACUAUGCUUUUUAAAAAAGGAUAAAAUUAUAUGUAAUAAUAUUGGGCUGAGUUUUAAAAUAUUUAGGAUUAUCAUCAUCAUCAUCAGUGUCAUGGAAAAAUUUCAUAUUCUGUCUUUAGGUUAUUUGUGUUAUUUAUUUCACAAUGCCAUAUUUAUUUAAUAUUGAACACUUGGGUUUCCAUAAAACUCUACAUAGGAAGCACUUGUCCCAAAUUUCAAUUAGGACUAGGUGAAGUUUAUCUCACCUUGUUUGUCAUCAGUGAGGAACUUACUGGUCAUGUUGCUGACGAGUCUCGUACAGCAGAGGAAGCGUGGUUCUCAUGUGUUCUUCCAUAGCAAGAUGGGAAGUAUGACCCUGUGACGCUGAAACGAAGGGCAGUCAGUAAAAUUUAAAUAAAAGGUGUUAGUUUUCUAGUCUAUCAAAGGUAUGUUCUAUAAACUCAUUAUAUCAACGAGGACAGGUUUCAGUCGAGUCGAGCUGAGAGGCAGAGGAUCUAAAGGAAAUCAGUGUUGGAGGCAGAAAACUGAUCUUGUUAACCUCUCCGGCUCACCCCUUUACAUUUCAUCUAAUUACCUCAGAUCCUCACAAGCUGUUUUUUGGCGGACAGGGGGCAUAAAAUGGGGCAUAUAGACUGUGGGUAAUGUAGUUUGGUACUAUCCUUUUGCUCUGGCCCUUCAUCCCUGCAUGGUCCCUAUUAGUGUUCCAGCCAGCAUGAGAACAAGGACACAAACUGUGAAUCAUCUUUGUAUUUUUUAAAUAAAUUCCUCAGCAGCA
Micropterus salmoides (largemouth bass) is the source of this 6528-nucleotide messenger RNA. RefSeq names its product GTP-binding protein Di-Ras1. NCBI's taxonomy places the organism in Eukaryota, Metazoa, Chordata, Actinopteri, Centrarchiformes, Centrarchidae. The transcript is spliced from 3 exons. Gene Ontology annotation, biological process: signal transduction. Gene Ontology annotation, cellular component: plasma membrane. Bases 221 to 817 code for a protein of 198 amino acids. Gene Ontology annotation, molecular function: GTP binding; GTPase activity; GDP binding. The record is from RefSeq and is a predicted model, not a curated record.